This is a messenger RNA of Leptosia nina, 393 nucleotides long. Lineage: Eukaryota; Metazoa; Arthropoda; Insecta; Lepidoptera; Pieridae. The record is from the annotation of a GenBank genome assembly.
AUGGGUCGUUCAGUGGAUGACGCGGAUAUGUUGAGAGCCCUGCGCGGUGCCGCUCCAGAUGUAGUCCGUUCCGCGCUCCCGUCUACCAAAAUACCAGACUCCAUUGACCAGCUACUCGCUGCGCCGCAGAAAAUCGUUAUUCCAGAACGAUACAUCCCGGAGAAGCCUCCAGAGCUUUCACCAGAAGAACAGCAAAGAAGACAAGAGAAAGUCGAAUCAAUCAAGAAGAUGCUAACUAGUUCUUCAGCAGAUCCUAGCAAGAGCCCGGACGGCGAACAGAAAAGACAGCGCGAACACUUGCUGCAGAUGAACCAGAUUCUUGCCAAGCAGGUCACAGAGAUGAGCAAAAUUAUCGCCGGAACCAACGCCGAAGGGCCGUCCACAGAGAACUGA